Molecule: messenger RNA, 1165 nt
Organism: Cuscuta europaea
Lineage: Eukaryota; Viridiplantae; Streptophyta; Magnoliopsida; Solanales; Convolvulaceae
Source: the annotation of a GenBank genome assembly
AGGUGGUGGAAAAAUGUAGGUGUAAGGGAAAAAUUGCCAUUCGCUAGAGAUAGGUUGGUGGAGUGCUACUUGUGGUCGUUAGGAGUGUACUUUGAGCCACAAUAUGGUUUAGCAAGAGAGUUUGUUACUAAAAUGAUAUCUCUAGCUUCCGUCGUUGAUGAUGUCUAUGAUGUGCAUGGAACUCCUCAAGAACUCCACCUAUUCACACAUGCCUUCCAAAGGUUGGACGAGAGUGCUAUGAGUGAACUGCCAACAUAUAUGAAGGUUGUUUACACUGCUUUUCUUAAUGUCUUUGGUGAAAUGGAGACAGAAUUGGCUGCCAGAGGUGAAUCCGGCCGCAUCCACUAUGCCAAAGCUGAGAUGAAAAAACUAGUGGAAGCAUAUUAUAAAGAAGGGACAUGGUUCCAUGAUGGAUCGCCUCCAACGUUUGAUGAUUACAUGAAGGUGGCACUUAAGUCAUCUGGUUAUUUUAUGGCAGCAACAGCUUCUUUGGUAGGCAUGCCAGAAGAUUUUGUAACUAGUCAUGCCUUUGAUUGGUUGGAAACUCAUGACCCCUUAAUUGUUCAAGCUUCUGCAAUCAUUGCAAGAUUAAAAGAUGACAUAGCUGGACAUAAGUUUGAGCAAGAAAGAGGGCACACAGAUUCGGCUGUAGAAUGCUACAUGAGACAAUAUGGGAAGUUAGAAGAAGAGGCGGUGAAAGAGCUUGAAGAACAAGUAGCCAAUGCAUGGAAAGAUAUCAAUCAAGAAUGCCUUAAACCAAUAGCUAUUUACCCAUUGCCUAUACUCAUUCGAGUUGUCAAUCUCGCAAGGGUUAUUGAAUUGCUCUACAAAAAAGAUGGUGAUUCAUAUACACAUUCCUCAAACCUCAAGCCCAUGAUAACUUCCAUCUUGGUUGAUCCGGUCUUGUGAAAUUCCCGCUCGGAGAAGUUAACAAUAAUCGAUCAACAAUAAUGAUAUUAUUAUUCUUGUAUGAAUUUUCCAAUGUUGUUGCCUUAUCGUUUUUGUUUUUUUAUAAUGUUUCUCAAUCCUAAAGCUAUGCCAUUUUGAUAUCGAGUACCAUCAAAAGUGAACAACUUUAUUUUGAGUACGAAUAUUGGAAUAAGGGUCGCACUAUUAUUGCAUUAUAAUGAGCAAAUUUGACACUAUUGUCUCAAAAGAAAUCCCC